Moesziomyces aphidis is the source of this 582-nucleotide messenger RNA. NCBI's taxonomy places the organism in Eukaryota, Fungi, Basidiomycota, Ustilaginomycetes, Ustilaginales, Ustilaginaceae. The record is from the annotation of a GenBank genome assembly.
AUGUGGUUGGUGCUGAGCGGGGUUCCGCUCGCGGGUGGAGGCGAUGGUUGCUGCGAUGACUUCACACCGCCUUCUACGUUUCCCACCACCUACCAUCAACCACUCUCCUACACACUAUUCAACAUGUCGAACACUGAUUGGGACAGCAAAACCGUGAUUGGUCGGGGUGUUCGACCUUCCGGUGGCUCUGGCGGCUCAUCUGGCCCUACCGCAUACGAGCGAGCCAAGCAAGUUGGCGCCAUCACGGACCUCGAUCGAAAAGUCACGGCGGGUACCAACAAGGGCCACGUCGGAACGGAUCACCAGCGCAUCGCAAAGCUCGACAGGGACAACGAAGUUGCACCUCCCCCCAAGGUUGCUCCCACCGUAGGCAAGACGAUCGGCCAAAAGAGACAGGAAAAGGGCCUCACCCAGAAGGAUCUGGCAACCAAGAUCAACGAGAAACCCCAGGUGAUCCAGGAAUACGAAAGCGGCAAGGCUGUACCCAACCCGCAGAUCUUGGCAAAGAUGGAACGCGCUCUCGGAGUUAAGUUGCGAGGCAAGGAUAUCGGUGCUCCCCUCGGCGGUCCCAAGAAGAAGUAA